AUGAGUAUCGAUAACAAGUUGUUUGUCACCGAAGAGGAGGAAGAAGACAGGACGCAGGAUCGUGCUGCUGACGUGGAGGAUGAAUCUAACGAUGUUGAUAUGAUAGAAAGCGAGAACGGAACAAGUUGCGCUGAAGGUAAUAGACAAAGGGAGAACGAGGAAGAGGGGGAAAACGAUGAUGUGGAGGACGAAGAGGAUGACCCGGUAGUGGAAGAGUUGCCAUUGUACAUUUCUGGUAACGACGAAUCGCUACACGUGUUUCAGUACGCAAAUAGACCAAGGCUGGUCGGGCGCAAACCUGCUGAGCAUCCUUUCAUAUCAGCUGCUAGAUAUAAACCCAAGUCGUGUCUGUGGGAAAUAGACAUUCCCUUGGAUGACCAAUCUUUCUACAACAAGGAGAAAGCCGAAGCCGAUUGGAACGGCGUCAAUAUCCAGACCUUGAAAGGUGUCGGCGUGGAGAACGAUGGCCAGUAUGCGGCGUUUGUCAAGGAUAUGCAGGUCUACCUGGUGCCUGUUGAAAGGGUGGCACAGCUGAAACCUUACUUCAGGUACAUCGAUGACGUGAACGUAACAAGAAAGCAGGAAGACGCCAAGAGGAACCCUAAUCCUUCAUCGCAGCGUGCACAAGUGGUCACCAUGUCAGUGAAGAGCGUCAACGAUCCCUCGCAAAAUAGACUCACCGGGUCCUUGCUGGCGCAUAAGGUGGCUGAUGAAGAGGCUAAUCUUGAAUUGACCUGGGCGGAAGAUACUUUUGAGCAAUUCAAAGAUUCUGUCGUGAAGGAAACUGAAGGUAAGAUCCUAAUUGCCUCAGAAAAACAAGAAGAUUACAUAGAUAAUUUAGUUUGA
This is a messenger RNA of Saccharomyces eubayanus, 846 nucleotides long. It is a transcript of the gene RPC37, whose product is annotated as DNA-directed RNA polymerase III subunit C37. The record is from RefSeq and is a predicted model, not a curated record. Gene Ontology annotation, cellular component: RNA polymerase III complex; nucleus. Lineage: Eukaryota; Fungi; Ascomycota; Saccharomycetes; Saccharomycetales; Saccharomycetaceae. Bases 1 to 846 code for a protein of 281 amino acids. The transcript has a single exon. Gene Ontology annotation, biological process: DNA-templated transcription.